AUGGAAGGAAUUCGUUUAGAUAUAACUCACACUGCAAUAUCAAAAACUAGUUAUUAUCGAACGACCCUCACCAUAUUAAAUGGAAAUUAAUUAAUUAUUUUCCAUUUUUCGAUUACCCACUAAAUAAACUUCUCCAUUUCAUAUCUCUUAUCAAAACCAUAAUCCAGAGAUCGAAACUUAUUGGAGCUAACCUCUUCAACUGAAAAGCUUUUUAUCAUUUUAAUCCCCAAUUAGAUAAAUCUUGUUUCAGCAUCGAGAUUUAUCUGCCACCUAUACAAUCAAGUUUUUAACAUCCUUAAAAAAUUAAGAAUAAAAAGAUAAUCAAGAUGA
Tetrahymena thermophila SB210 is the source of this 330-nucleotide messenger RNA. RefSeq lists its product as hypothetical. NCBI's taxonomy places the organism in Eukaryota, Ciliophora, Oligohymenophorea, Hymenostomatida, Tetrahymenidae. The transcript has a single exon. The record is from RefSeq and is a predicted model, not a curated record.